Molecule: messenger RNA, 1170 nt
Organism: Lecanosticta acicola
Lineage: Eukaryota; Fungi; Ascomycota; Dothideomycetes; Mycosphaerellales; Mycosphaerellaceae
Source: the annotation of a GenBank genome assembly
AUGUCCAUCGACAUCAACUGGGAAACCCUCACCGGUGGCCCUGACGGUGCAGCUCUCGCUGAGACGAUCAGAGGCUUCAUUCAUGAUCGCUUCCAGGCCAUCCCGCUCCCUAAGCUGAUUCGCUCUGUCUCCGUGCACGGCUUUGAGUUUGGACAGAUUCCGCCCGAGGUCGUGCUCAAGGACAUUUGCGAUCCUUUACCGGACUUUUACGAGAGCGACGAGGACGACUCGGUCGCUGGCAGGGCAGACGAUAGCAUUGCGGUCGCUGCGCAUGGUGUACUCCCGGAUCUCCGGCGGCCGGAGUCCACCAGACACACGAGAACCGCUGAUGACUCCCACCGGCCGUCCGAACUGGAUAUCAUGAAUCGUAGCGGUGCGCCCUCACUAGGCCGAGGGACGACGCCAGGAGUAUUGGGGACAACCUCGAAUCUUGGGUACUUCCACAUGCCACUCUCUGCGGGUCUCCCAGGUACGCAGACGCCUUUAGCUGCCAUGGCGGGAGGGCAUUACGUUGGAGGUGGCGCUUCAGCUCCACGUACUCAGCGUCGACAUGCCGAGUCGUUCAGCUCUGCCUCGCCACCUUCCACGGCCACUCCUGCCAGCUCCCAAGACCAUGCGUACUUUGAGCAAGCCACGAGCACUGCGCCUAUGGACGAUCUUGACCACCCAGCUUCGACAAAGCAAAAUGAACAGCCCGACCGCAGUCCAGACGAUUUGCAAGUCGUGUUUCAUGUCACGUAUGCGGGCGAUAUCAAAUUGUCUCUUACCGCUGAAGUGUUUCUGGACUAUCCGAUGCCCAGCUUCGUGGGCAUACCGCUCAAGCUGAAGAUUACAGGUCUGACUUUCAAUGGAGUUGGUAUCCUGGCAUACAUCAGGAAACGUGCGCAUCUCUGUUUCCUGAAUCCAGAGGAUGCAGAGGCUCUGGUUGGUGGGGAGGUGGUUCUUGACAAUCGGGCCGAUACAGCAAACUUCGACGAGCUUGCUGCACCUUCGCAGCGAGUUGGAGCGCUGCUAGAAGACAUCAAGAUUGAAAGCGAGAUGGGAGAGACCGAUAGCGGCAAGCAAGUCCUCAAGAACGUCGGCAAGAUUGAGAAGUUCAUACACGAACAGGUGCAGCGCAUCUUCGAGGAUGAAUUUGUAUAUCCCAGCUUUUGGACUUUUCUGGUGUGA